GUCAAUCGAGUGAUGACGUCGCAGCUGAGUCGGCCAUUUUGACACAUCGAACGUAAAUUCCAACGGGCUUUAAAUCCGUCUUCAUCCAUCAGUUUCCACCGGUAAACGAGAUUUAUUUUCUUCGUGAAGAAAGCGAAGGUACAGCAGCAACCAUGGCCAUGCAGUCGGCUAUGUGGAAGAUUCGGGAGAUCCAGGAUAAAGUGACCAAUAUGGUGAUGAAUUACACGGAGGUGGAGGCAAAAGUCCGCGAAGCAACCAACGACGAGACGUGGGGACCUCACGGAUCUCUCAUGUCCGAAAUCGCCAAGGAAACCUAUACUUAUGAACAUUUUCCCGAAGUCAUGGGAAUGGUAUGGAAACGAAUGCUGCAUGACAACAAGAAGAACUGGAGACGAGUCUACAAGUCCCUGUUACUUCUGGCCUACCUUAUACUCAACGGAUCGGAGCGUGUUGUUACGAGUGCCAGGGAACAUCUCUAUGAUCUGAGGUCGUUGGAAAACUACUCGUUCAUGGAUGAGUUUAACAGGGACCAGGGACAGAAUGUGAGGCAGAAGGUGAAAGAUGUCGUCGAUUUUAUCCAGGACGACGAGCGGCUACGCCUGGAACGAAAGAAAGCGCGGAAAGCUAAAGACAAAUACAUUGGCAUGUCCUCAGAUAACCAGCCAUUUAAGUACAGUGACCGUUACGAAUCCGAGCCCAGGAUGCCAAAGAACAAGGUGAAGGAAUUUGACGAUGAGAUUGACAAUUACAAGAGCAAACAGUCGCGGUUCAAUCUGGGAAGGAUGGGCGGCGGCAAUAAGCCUGAAGACUCGGACGAAUCGCCACCAGAAUAUGGCGAUGAAGAUGAUUUCGGAGACGAGGACGACAGCAAAGGGAAACGAUUUGGCUUUAAAGAUGAGGAAAAUGAGGAGACCGUCACGCACACGAUGACCACGGAGACUAGGACGAGAAGGUCUCGAAGAUCGGGAAAGAAACUUGACUUAGGAGCAGCAGGAGAAUAUGCGGAUGAGGCUAGCAACAGCUUACAUACGACUCCGACUACAAAAUCAGGAUAUGGCAACCUCCUGGACUCCUCUCCUCCAGCGAUCUCGGAAAACCAAGACGCCUUCGCUGAUUUCACGUCAGCGGCCGCCAACAACAGUUUCCACGACUUUGAUCCGAGGGGGACCUCACCAGCUGCCAACAACUCCACCGACUUUGCUACAUUCCAGAGUGCACCCCUGAGCCCAAAUGCAAACGAUUCCUCAUUUGGUGACUUCCAAGGAACUGCCUUCUCGGCCACCAUCACCCAACAAAACAGCACUGUAACAUCAGUACAAGCAUCCACCCUCAAUCCACAACCCCCUAUGCAACCCCAAAGUACCCCCCUCCAACUUCAAAGCACCCCUCUUCAACCACAGACUACCCCCCUCCAAAUCCAACAACCCAGCCUCAUGCAACCCCAGCAGAACCUCAUGCAACAGCCCAACGUGCCUCUUCAAACAAUGCAGAUGGGUGCGGCCAUGCAGCAGCAGCCCCUGGGUGGGGGGAUGAUGCAGCAGCCCCAGGGGGUGGGGAUGAUGCCCCAGGGUGGGGCUAUGCAGUACAACCAGCAGUCACUACUUAGCAUGCAGCCACAGCAAGGAGCAGUUCCAUUCCAACAACAACAGUUUCAACUGCCUCUGCAGUCUUUAUCGGGGAUGGGACAGCCUAUGGGACAGCCUAUGGGACAGCCCAUGGGCCAACCCAUGGGCCAGCCGUUUGUCGGCCAACAGCCCAUGACAAGCAUGACAAGUACGCCAAGUCAGUUACCCAGAAGCCAGCAAUCCAAUGGCACAGUAACAAGCGCAGCGAUGUCAUCAACAACCACGCCGCAGAAGAAGAAUCUGUGGUCGGAUGUCAACGUUGACAUUAAGCUGGACAACUUGAGUCCCGGCGAUAAAUAUAAGAAACAAGUGCAACCGUCAAUGAAUCAGCUACAAGGAAACAAGGCUCCAGUUGGUAUGGGCCAACCCCAAAUGGGCAACGUGACGGUAGGCAUGAGCCAAAUGAACCUCGGACAACAGCAACCGCAGGCAGGCAUGAUGGGUACUCCCAUGAUGCAACAGCAGCCCCAGGGCAUGAUGGGAAUGCCUAUGGGUAUGCCGCAGCAGCAAGGCAUGAUGGGUAUGGGCAUGCAGCCCCAAGGCAUGAUGGGAAUGCGGGGCGGUAUGGCGAUGCCGUCGGGGAUGCCUAUGGGUGGCAUGCAAGGCAUGGGAAUGGCACAGACUCAGCAAUAUGGAGCUUAUGGCACGAACUAACCCCACGCUGCAUUUCAUUAGGGACCUUUUAUUUCACAUUUUUUUGAUAAACCAACCUGCAUUCACUCUGCUGUUGACUAUCACUUGUUUCAAAUUGAGGGUACGUUGGAUCAGCCUUUGGAUUU
This is a messenger RNA of Patiria miniata (bat star), 2404 nucleotides long. It is a transcript of the gene clint1, whose product is annotated as clathrin interactor 1-like. The coding region runs from base 153 to 2279 and encodes 708 amino acids. Gene Ontology annotation, biological process: endocytosis. Gene Ontology annotation, cellular component: clathrin vesicle coat; endosome; plasma membrane. The transcript is spliced from 12 exons. The record is from RefSeq and is a predicted model, not a curated record. NCBI's taxonomy places the organism in Eukaryota, Metazoa, Echinodermata, Asteroidea, Valvatida, Asterinidae. Gene Ontology annotation, molecular function: clathrin binding; phospholipid binding.